CGGUUGUUUUUCCUUUUCUUUAAUAUAAUAAAAAACAGAGAGGAGUGAGAGCGGAGGGGAGAUGGACUGGCAAUGGAAGCUCUUACCUCUGUUGACGCUCCUGGCUUCUUUUCUCUUUCUUUUCUACAUUCAAGAUUCUUUCAAGCCAUUUCAAAGCGAUUGCAGUCUUCUUCCUUACAGUCACUAUUGGAUAGCAAGCAAGCACAUCGUGACACCUCAAGGGAUUAUCUCUGGUGCAGUUGAGGUGAAGGGAGGGAAUAUCAUAUCCAUAGUUAAGGACAAGGAUUGGAAUGGAAAAUCUAAACAAGUAGUUGAUUACGGCUAUGCAGUUGUCAUGCCUGGCUUAAUCGAUGUGCAUGCACAUCUAGAUGAUCCAGGAAGAGCUGAAUGGGAGGGAUUUCCUUCAGGGACUAAAGCAGCUGCUGCAGGUGGCAUUACAACAUUGAUUGACAUGCCUCUAAAUAGCUUUCCUUCCACCGUUUCAACAGAAACCUUGAAACUCAAGAUUGAGGCUGCAGAGAAGAGAAUUUUUGUUGAUGUUGGCUUUUGGGGAGGUCUAGUUCCUGGAAAUGCAUUCAAUGCAACAGCUCUGGAAGGUCUCCUAAAUGCUGGUGUCCUUGGUUUGAAGUCUUUUAUGUGCCCUUCAGGGAUCAAUGACUUUCCCAUGACUGAUGCCAAUCAUAUUAAGGCAGGGCUUUCUGUAUUGGCCAAAUACAGAAGACCUUUACUUGUACAUUCAGAGAUUCAACAAGAUGUCGAAAGCUACCUACAAGAUGAAGAUGGCGAUGAUCCUCGAUUGUAUUCAACUUAUCUUAAGACAAGGCCACCUUCUUGGGAGGAGGCAGCUAUUAGAGAACUUUUGACUGUCACAAAAGACACAAGGAUCGGAGGUCCAGCAGAAGGUGCUCAUCUACAUGUUGUUCAUUUGUCUGAUGCCAGUUCUUCCUUAGAUCUUAUAAAGGAAGCAAAAAGGAGAGGUGACAGCAUAACUGUUGAGACUUGCCCUCAUUACUUGGCUUUUUCAGCAGAAGAGAUUCCAGACGGAGAUACUCGUUUCAAGUGUGCUCCUCCUAUCCGUGAUGCAGCCAAUAAAGAAAACUUAUGGAAUGCUUUAAUGGAAGGACAUAUUGAUAUGCUAAGUUCUGAUCAUUCACCAACAGUCCCAGAACUUAAACUCCUGAAUGAUGGUAACUUUCUGAGGGCUUGGGGUGGCAUUUCAUCUAUACAGUUUGUUCUUCCCGUGACAUGGUCAUAUGGACGGAAAUUUGGAGUAACAUUAGAGCAGUUAGCAUUAUGGUGGAGUGAAAGGCCUGCGAAGCUUGCCCAACAACAUUCAAAGGGAGCCAUUGCAAUUGGAAACCACGCAGACAUUGUCGUCUGGGAACCUGAAGUGGAGUUUGACCUCAAUGCUGAUCAUCCUAUGUAUGUUAAAAAUCCCAGCAUCUCUGCCUACAUAGGAAAAAGACUAUCCGGAAAAGUGCUGGCAACUUUUGUAAGAGGGAACCUUGUCUACAACGAGGGGAAUCACGCUGCCGCUGCCUGUGGUGCUCUAAUCCUCGCAACAUAGAAAGGAAGUGAUGAUUUGAAUAGUGAAGGGAACAAUCACCACGAGCUAUCCGUGAGAACCAUCAAUUAUUUCUUUGUUGUUGUAUUAUACAUUGUCAUCGUUCUUCUUACCAUCCUGCCUUGUAAAAUCAUUAUUUAUGAGCACUUUUAUACAUUUUUUCUUUUUUUUC
This is a messenger RNA of Theobroma cacao (cacao), 1736 nucleotides long. It is a transcript of the gene ALN, whose product is annotated as allantoinase. NCBI's taxonomy places the organism in Eukaryota, Viridiplantae, Streptophyta, Magnoliopsida, Malvales, Malvaceae. Gene Ontology annotation, molecular function: zinc ion binding; allantoinase activity; cobalt ion binding. The record is from RefSeq and is a predicted model, not a curated record. Gene Ontology annotation, cellular component: cytoplasm. Gene Ontology annotation, biological process: purine nucleobase catabolic process; allantoin catabolic process.